Messenger RNA from Larimichthys crocea (large yellow croaker), 1738 nucleotides. RefSeq names its product CD209 antigen-like protein E. The transcript has 8 exons. Bases 65 to 853 code for a protein of 262 amino acids. Lineage: Eukaryota; Metazoa; Chordata; Actinopteri; Sciaenidae. The record is from RefSeq and is a predicted model, not a curated record.
GAAGACUGUCAGACAGUCUAAGAAGCUACCAUUAAAACUUUUAUCGCAUACCAACGAGUAAAAUAUGUUCAAUGAAGACGAAUCAAAGAUCACUAUUGAAAUCAGAGACCUCCCUGUUGCUUCAUCCAGGAGGACCUUGAAGAGCUACACCAGUGAAUAUGAUGAAGUGGCUACUGCAGUGCCUGACACAGGAAGAAAACUUGAAAGAUGUGUGGCUGUGAGCUUUUGUCUCCUGUGUAUCCUACAGGCUGCUCUAAACAUUUCUCUGCGUCUCGCUGUCUCUUCACAACAGAAAUCCCUGGAUGAAGAAAGAGAUGAGCUGAAGAGGCAGUUGAACCUUACUACUUCACAACAGAAAUCUCUGACUGAAGAGAGAGACGAGCUGAAUAGGCAGCUGAAUCUUUUCAUGCCAGCUUCACAACAGAAAUCCCUGGAUGAAGAAAGAGACGAGCUGAAGAGGCAGUUGAACCUUACUAAUCACUAUUUGAACCAAGGAUGGGUGUAUUUCGGCAGUAGUUUCUAUUAUAUUUCUUCAGUCAAUAAAGCCUGGCAAGACAGUAGAGAAGACUGUCUUCAAAGAGGUGCUGACCUGGUGAUUAUCAACAGCGAAGCUGAACAGAAAUUCAUAAGACAAUACCCAAAGUACAUAUGGAUUGGACUGACUGACAGAGAGACAGAGGGAGUAUGGAAAUGGGUGGAUGGCACACCACUGACAACAAGCUUCUGGCGCUCUGGGGAACCUAACAAUUAUCGUGGCGGAAACGAAGACUGUGUAGAAUUAACACUUGACUGGAAUGAUGUAGAAUGUGAACAAAAAAAAUUGUGGAUGUGUGAAAAGAAAAUGGCUCUGUAACAUAUGCACCGUGACAACUGCUACUGGUUAUUGAAGACUUGAAGAUAUGAUGUGUUUACCACUUUCAGCUAACAUGUAAAGACAACACUGAAACAUGGUUAUACUUGUUUACUGUUUGGUUAUCAUGUUCCCUGUUGUAGUUACUAAUAUGCUAUGGUUUAAUCUUUCAUACCGUUUGAGCUUCUAAUGAUUCACAAGUGUUACUCUUGUGUGUUCCAGCAUGCUUAAAACUGGCUUCUGCAUUUUUGGUCCCAACUCAAAAACAAAAUGUAACAACCAUUGAAACAUGGUUUGGCAAAGUGAUACAUGUGGAUUUUUCUGCUGUCUUUUUUUACCCGAAUCUUGAAAAAAUCAGAGCCCCCUCACAUUCAACCCAUUUGAUCAUAAUGGAGUUGUGUUUUAUCCAAAUAUUUAAAUAGUUAGAAUGAGAUUAAGUGUACUUGGGGUGGAGCUUCCCAGUGCCCCCAUGUGCAAAAGAAGACUGCAGCAGCCUACAUGCUAGUCAAAACUGAUUUACAGGUAUCUUUAAUUGUAGAUAUAAUAGCAAUUCCUGCGUCAAAUAUAAUUUUCAGUAGUUACAAUUGUAUUUUGGAAAUCAAAAAUUACAUGAAAUACUGUACGUACUUGUUACAACAUUAAGGUGGCAUAUCAAUAAUUUGAUUUCGACUAGUCAUAAUUGCAUUUUUGAUAGAGAAGCUAAUUUAUGAUAUCUGUAAUGUAAGAACAAUUGAAGAUAUGUUCUGUAAAUAUUUCCACUAGUAAGAAAUUAAUUAUUGGUCAACAAUUUACACUAAUGAGGUUAUGGUACAAUGUUUUAAUGCAUGCUGUGUUGAUCCUUGUUAUUUGUCCUGCAGUUGAAUGAAUAAAUUUCCUGUCCUUCUUAAA